UCGACUGUUACAUCCGUAUCCGUAUCGACGACACACACAAAGGAGUGUGUAGGUACGGCGGUCAUUGUCGGAUACUGUUCAAUUUUUUUUUUUUUUUUUUCAUGUUCCCACCGAACCUUAUUAAUUUGUCGAUAAUAAUAACGCCAUUGGAAUAAUAAUAAUAAUAAUAUUGUCUUUAACGCGACGACGAGAAUCUCGUUUUCCCCUCUGUCCGACAAUAUUAUUAUUAUUAUUAUUAUUAGGUAAAUCAUUUAUUUUAAGAGAUGGCUCAUUUCCGAAAAACCAAAAAAGAUCACAACAAAGCGUUCGUCAUUUCAAGAAAGGGAUCUGAAGAUUCAGACGUUAUAACAAAUACAGCGGACCUGUCUCUGGGCAUUGAAAAGGAAGCGCUGCGGCGCGAAAAUGAGCACAGAGCUCGUUCACAACUACUUAACAGUCGUACAAAACCGGUGGCGUUUGCCGUUCGCACAAAUGUCGCAUUUGAUGGUAAAAAGGACGAUGACUCACCAAUACAAGGCUGUGCGAUCACAUUUGAUAUUAAAGAUUUUUUGCAUAUCAAGGAGAAAUAUGACAAUAACUGGUGGAUAGGCCGACUGGUGAAAGAGGGCUCUGAUGUGGGUUUUAUACCAUCCCCCGCCAAACUCGAACUCCUGCGUCAGAUGAACCCGUCACGAAGCUCAAAAAAUCAUUCUUCCAAAAACUCGUCAUCGUCAAACUUAGCUGAAGAUGAUGAUCCUAUUGGAAGUGGUCGGAUAUCCGCUAGAACAACAUUAACCGCUCCCACAGCUAAAGACAAACGCAAAAUUUUCUUUAAAAAGCAAGAAACCACACCACCAUACGAUGUCGUACCAUCUAUGAGACCAGUUGUGCUUGUUGGUCCAUCUCUCAAAGGGUACGAAGUGACUGAUAUGAUGCAAAAAGCUCUGUUCGACUUUUUGAAACAUCGGUUUGAAGGACGAAUAAUUAUUACACGUGUAAUGGCUGAUAUAUCUUUGGCCAAAAGAUCUCUUCUCAAUAAUCCUUCGAAAAGAACAGUUAUCGAAAGUAAACCUGGUUCAAACUCAAGAUCGAAUAUUAUGGCUGACGUACAACAGGAAAUCGAACGGAUUUUCGAGCUCGCGCGAACACUACAGCUUGUCGUUUUGGAUUGUGAUACAAUCAAUCACCCAUCGCAAUUAGCAAAAACUUCUUUGGCACCAACCAUAGUUUACUUAAAAGUCUCGUCACCUAAAGUACUUCAGCGCUUGAUAAAGUCCAGGGGCAAGUCGCAGACCCGACACCUGAACGUGCAGAUGGUGGCGUCCGAGAAGUUAGCUCAAUGUCCACCUGAGAUGUUCGACGUAAUACUGGACGAGAAUCAGYUGGAAGAAGCGUGUGAACACAUAUCCGAGUACUUGGAGGCGUAUUGGCGCGCAACCCACCCGCCCGUCACGCCCGAUCCCAGCGAACAACAGCUGUUGACUAGGCCGAUCAGGAGCUCGCCGAGCAUGGACAUGCCCAUCAUGUCGUCAAUGAUGAACAACUAUCAGCCGACAGAAUACCAAUCGAUGGAUCGCAUGCCACCGCGUCUAGAGCGCAUGCGCACCACCGAAUACGACGACUACGAACUCGGCGAUCAUGAUAGCAUGGUGUACGUGCCACCGGCCAUCGGGUACCAGUCGAAACAACCGCAGCAGCAACAGCAUCACAAGCAACAGCAUCAUCAUCAUCAGCAACAGCAACAGCAGCAGCAUCACCUCCAGCCGCAACAAAAUCAUCAUCAGCAACAACAACAUCAUCAUCAGCAGCAGCAACAGCAGCACCAUCCGCAACAGCACUAUCAACAGCAAAAACAGCAACAGCAGCAUCCACAGCAUUAUCAGCAGCAACAACAGCAACCACCCAUGCGACGGCAGCACAGCGUGUCGUUUGAACGGGGCCAAUCGCAACGCGGACAACCCCGUCCGGGCGACAGCUCGCACAACGUACACCAUCAGCUGUCGUACCAGCUCAGCUCGCAGACCGAUAUGCUGACGCACAGCCCGCCGGAGAACUCGUCCGACCAUCUCAUGUCGUACAUGUCRCCUACGCUCAGGCCAUCUUCGUCCACAUGGCGUGGCAACGUAAACAUUUAGUACAAACAGACGGAAUUUUAAUAACAGCACGUGUGACGUUAGGGUGACCGAUAGCGUUCGUCAGGUGAUACGAUAACAACAAUAAUAAUAACGGUGUGGGUACUCUUUGGUUUGUGUUUCGUGUUUGAACGAAGUUGUCAUUGUUGUUGUUGUUGUUGUUGUUAUUGCCAUAGCGAUCGCUAUUUGUAGUAACACAGUCGUCAGCGUGAUUGUCAUUAAUAUUGCCGUAAUCAAAACAAAUGUCAUGUAAAAUUCCGUUUGGGUAUCAUUGCGAUAUUAUAUUUACCUGCUUUAAUUUUAGUCAACACAUCUUGUAGGUGGUAGAUAAUAAAGAAACUGAUAGGACCAUAGGUAUAAAAUAUAGUAUACAGUCGUGUCUCUCAAUAACUCGAAUCUCAAGGGAAAUAAAAAUAAAUUUGACUUAUGUACUUCUCGAGUUGUAUACUCAAACAGAACUUAAAAACACUUCAGGCAGCAAGAAAAUAAUCUAAGACUCGACUGUAUAAAUGAAUAGGACGUGUCCGCUUUACUAAACGCAAGAGUAGCAUAACAGCACAGAAUAAACGGUAAGGAAUUUCGUCUAAACAUAUUUUCAAUAAUAAUCCUAAAGGUCAUUGGUUCCAGAAAAUAGACACAUAUAUCCUUUUUUUUUUUUAAAGUUUUCUGUGACGUGUUGCUAUGCAGCUUAUCGUUUCUCAUAUUUUUGUAUAAAUUCAAUUAUUCAGAUGCACAUUGUUGACCGAAUUGUAAAAAAAAAACAUAAAGAAAGAAUAAUUAUUUMUCUUAAACUGGCAUCACGAGUCUCAAACAAUGUCAGAUACGCUUUUUAAACCCUCRAGUCUCCCCUUCUCCACCACCACCACCAUGUUACCUUCAUUCCACGACGAUUCUUUCAAUUUAUUCUGUGCUAUAACGACCUCACACCUCAAUUGGAAACGUCUUAUCAACGAGUAUAUAUUUUUGUCUGUGGAGAAUAUCCUAUAACUUAUCACUCAAUUAUCGUAUGAUAAGCAUAGAUAAUAAAUUUAUGUACAUAAUAUUUAUUGGAAAAACUGAUAAGUAUCGAUACUCUAUCCACUUUUUUAUUAUCUAUGAGAAAACGCGGCACUUCAGGUAAACCCAUGUACAGUUGUAUAGCCUAAAGUACGUGUUCAUAAAAUAUACAUGUUUAUGGAGGUGUAUACCUUACAUGAUAGUCAAUAAUAAUAUGAUAUAAUAUGUGUAAAUACAUUAUUAUUAUUAUUAUUAUUAUUAUUAUUUAAUUAAUACGUUAUUAAUAUUACAUUGAACUUCAAUUGCCUUAAUUGGACCAACAAAUUAUUUCUGAAUGCUUAUUAUAAUUAUUUACAGAGGUGGACUGUCCAGAUGGGAAAGUGGGAAAAUUCCUAUUAUGUACAUUUUAAGCUUCAAUUAAAAUAGGCGAUAAUGAUUAUCAAAAUAAAUCCAUGUAUAAUAUUGUAAUUUAUAAUUUAGGUAAUAUAAUAUGGUUAUAAAUGCAAGUUGUCAACUAUAAAGACAAGGCUACGGCCCUUUCAUAUUCCACACUAUUUGAGCCGCGGUAACCCCGUGUUCCCACUGGGCCGGAUACCCCCCCUCCCCCCCAGUCGCCAGUACGUCACUGAUUAUUUACAAUCGUAUUUCGUAUAAUAUCAACUUUAUAACGUAUAAAUCUGGCUGAGAUUAUCCGAACAAUUUCAAUACCUAGUUUUUAAAUAUAAUUGUAGCAUAAAAUUCAUACAAAUAAUAUUAUUGAAUUAAAGUGCAUUACUUUUGUUUUAGAUGUAAUUUUUUAUCCAGUCAAUAAAUGCCCGCCGUUGGGUUGUAUUAAUGUAGCUGAAAACAUUAAACCCUAAAUAAAACUCUCAACAUUUAUUUAAGCUAGCGUUAAUUACUCUURUGAAAYAUAUAACGUUUAGUGUUAUCAAUGGUUUGUAUAGAUUUCUUAGAGUAGGUUUGCCUACGGAUAAUAAAUUAUGACGGGUAAUAACUAAUAACUAAUUUUAAGGAAAAUUGUUUUUCAUAAUGCUUGUCCUUGUUUAU
Diuraphis noxia (Russian wheat aphid) is the source of this 4154-nucleotide messenger RNA. RefSeq names its product voltage-dependent L-type calcium channel subunit beta-3-like. Gene Ontology annotation, molecular function: voltage-gated calcium channel activity; protein binding. Lineage: Eukaryota; Metazoa; Arthropoda; Insecta; Hemiptera; Aphididae. The record is from RefSeq and is a predicted model, not a curated record. Gene Ontology annotation, cellular component: voltage-gated calcium channel complex. Gene Ontology annotation, biological process: calcium ion transmembrane transport.